GUGCCGGUGCAAAGCCCCAGUGCGGGUUAGAGCAGCCGGCAGAGUAGAGCACGGGGGGGCUGUAGCGCUGAGCUCUCCUGUGCCGGUGCACCCCAAAUCCGGGUUUGAGCAGCCGGUAGAGCAGAGCACGGGGGUGGAUGUAGCUCUGAGCUCUCCCGUGCCGGUGCAAAGCCCCAAGGGAGGGUUUGAGCAGCCGGUAGAGCAGAGCACGGGGGAGGGUUUAGCGCUGGGAGCGCUCCGGUGGCGGUGCAAAGCCCCAAUCCGGGUUUGAGCAGCCGGCAGAGCAGAGCACAGGGUUGAUGUAGCUCUGAGCUCUCCCGUGCCGGUGCACCCCAAACCCGGGCUGGAGCCGCCGGCCGAGGGGCAGCGCGGAUGGCUGAGCGGUGCUGGCUGCGGGCGCAGCUCGCUCCGGCCCGGCUGCAGGAAUGUCCCGCUCCCCUCGUGAUUGGCUGCGGGAUGCUGGAGUCAGCUUUCACGGGGCUGAUCAAAAACUUCCCUCGGCUCUCCCAAGGCUCUGUCUGAGCACAGGAAUCGGCUGGAGGAGGCCGGGCGCUCUCACAUUCCUCGGGAAAACUUCAGUGGGAUGAGAGGGCUUUCCCAGCCCGGGCCAGGCGCUGCUCCUGCUUUUCUCCCGCAGAUCGGCCUGAGCAGCCAUCCCUUCUGGCAUGCUUCUCAUCCCUGAGGAUACGAUGUCUCAGUACUCCACCAACUUCCUGCUGCUGCCCAUCCCGGAGUACCCCGUGCUGGACUGUGCGCCCACCAAAAUCAUCAAGCUGGUGGUGCUGGGAGGCAGCAGCGUGGGCAAGACAGCCCUGGUCGUGCGCUUCCUCACAAAGAGAUUUAUUGGGGACUACGAAGCCAACACUGGUGCUUUGUAUUCCAGGAAGUUCACCAUAGAUGGGGAGCAGAUCUCUCUGCAGGUGCAGGAUACUCCCUUUGUCUCACUGGAGGAUGACACGGACAGCAUCUGCUGCCAGGAGCAGAUAAACCGCUCGAUCUACUGGGCCGACGGCUUCGUGUUUGUUUAUUCCAUCACGGACUACGAGAGCUUCCGCGUGCUGCGGCCUCUGCACCAGCACAUCCGCAGGAUCCACCCCAACGCCAACAUCCCCCUGCUGCUCAUGGCCAACAAGGGGGACCUGCUGAGGGCCAGGCAGGUGUCCUCCAAGGAAGGGCUGCAGCUGGCCACGGAGCUGGGCGGGACGUACAGCGAGGUGUCGGCGCGGGAGAACUGCGAGGGAGUGCACGAGGCGUUCCAGCAGCUGUGCCAGGAGCUGAGCAGGAGCAGCAGCAGCUGCAACGGGGAGAAGAGGAGAGGGCUGCACCUCGUGAGGCCCAAGUCACCCAACAUGCAGGACCUGAAGAGGCGUUUGAAGCAGGCUCUGACUUCCAAAGGCAAAUCUGCCACCACGCUUUGAUGGGGUCGCUCGGGGUUUGUGUUGCAGAGCCCUGGGGAUAAAGGCAGCACGUUGGGAAAAAGGGGCAUCAAUGCAGCCAUGGGGUUGUGAGAGACUCCCAGGUUGUGUGAGAGAUUCUUUCACAUCUUUCUCCAAAAGCCCCUGCUCAUUCAGCAAAGGAACUCCCAGAAUCUGCUCUCUGGGGCAGGGAUUUCAAAACUGUGGUUUAAAAAAAGAGAUCAUCCCGGAUGAUUUCAUUUUUUUUUUAAAGGGGUGCACUCAAAUAGCUUGGUGUUUGAAAGUGGGUUUUGUUGAUGAGAAUAAUGAAAUCCUACCCUUGGGAAUGGUUGUGUUCCCAAACACAGGCAGGGAAGUACAGCAGGACAUGAGGAGAGUGACAGGAGCUGUACGGAGCAAGGAAAACGGACCAGAUCUGCUUCAUUGCAAGACUGGAAAAUAAAUGAAUUAAUUCAUUUAAAUGAAGAACAUAAAUAGUGAAAAGUAUGAAUUGGAAGAAAGAAUUCUGAGUAAUGGGGAGAGAUUUGUUCAUAUGCAAACUUCAGCCUUACAGUGUCUCUAAAGGGAGAUUUUUUUAAAAUCACUAUUUUUUGAGAUUAUUUUUGUUUAAAAGCACAGUGACUGCUUCUGAAAGUGAUUAUUUGGGCAAAAUACAAACUUGUGGCAGCAUUUUGUAAUCAGUUUCUCCAUGGCAUUUCUCAUUUUUUCUGAAGGUUUCCUACAUGGCAAAAGGGAAAAAUAGAUCAGAGUGGUUUAAAACCUGCCAAAAAAUGGACUGCACUGAUCAAGAUCAAGGAGGUCACCUAAAAGUCUGAAUUUUUUUAAGUUAGACUUCAAGUUCAAAAUGCUUUUAAAGAAACAAAGUCUUCACAUGAACCAUAUUUACAUCAUUAGAUUGUCCAGGGUUUUUUUUUUUUAAGAAGAAAAGGUUUUAUGAUGCCUGAAAUGUUUGGCUUGGGGAAUUCUUGAUUUUGUUGUUUGAGUUAAACCCAGGCUGCCCUGAGCAGCUCCCAGAGCAUCCCAGCCUGUCAGGACCUAUCCCAGCAGCAGAGUCUGCUUGUGCCCCAGCACAUCCAAGGAUUUGGGGCUGUAUCCCAAAAAGUGAUUUCUGGGAGCAAUAAAACAGCACAGAGCUCCCAGCACUCUGUUCUCAGUGAGAGGGGAGGAAAGGGCUUGGGCCAUGUCAGAUUCCUGCACCAACCUCUCCUUCUAACACAGCAGAUGAAGAAUUCAAGGACCAUGAAAUGAAGUCAAGCUCAGUGAUUUAUACUCAGGGACACUGGAGGGAAACCCGAGUUUGAUGGAUAUGGAAAACACUCCCAGCUGCAGUUUCAUCUGGCAAGACUGAGCUAAAUCAACCUUUUCCUCUUUAGGAGCAACAAAAAUGGAAAUAGAGUCUGAUGAGUACUUGUAUAGCUCAGGGCUUUAAAAUGUACUUUGUAUUUUUCAUUUCCCUAUAUUAGACAGCUCUAGCCAUGAGUUUAUCACCUGGGUUUGCCUUAUCUCCAGCUCACUUUCUGUUUUAUUUAUUGUUUUCCACAGCUGCUCAUCUGAGAAUGUCUUGUGUUCUCAUUCAUUUAGGAGUCUUUCAUUCCCACAAAUGCCCUGCACCUGGUUUAAAAUUCAGUUUCAAGUGGUAGUAGGAGGGGAAAGGUUGGAUCAUGCAAAAAGGGACUCAAAUCAUAUCAGGGAAUUUUAACUUUGGCUUAUGCUUAAUUAAUAAAUGGGUGUUUGAGCAGUGUCA
This is a messenger RNA of Catharus ustulatus (Swainson's thrush), 3159 nucleotides long. RefSeq names its product ras-like protein family member 11A-like. The transcript has 4 exons. Lineage: Eukaryota; Metazoa; Chordata; Aves; Passeriformes; Turdidae. The record is from RefSeq and is a predicted model, not a curated record. Gene Ontology annotation, molecular function: GTPase activity; GTP binding. Bases 666 to 1418 code for a protein of 250 amino acids.